AUGAACGACGAUGCCGUCGAGCUCCGCUUCGACUCUCCCGAGCAGGAGGUCAAGCACUGGAAAUCCAAAGUUGCCGACAUGCAAGAUGCUCUCCGUGAAACCGAGUCUUCUCUCCAAGACUUCAUGGAGUCAUCCAAGGAGCUCGAAACUGAAAUGGAAAAGGAGCUCUCUUCUUCCACCAAGACCAUCUCUGAUCUCAAACGACGAAACGAACAGCUUACGGGUGAUCUUGACGAUUGGAAGUCCAAAUACUCCCGUGCGCUUCAGGAACACAAUGCGACCUUGACAAACUUGCAAAAAGAGCUGGCGGCAUUGAGGGAGGCGGUGGAUGUGUAUAAGGCAAAGUUGAGGGAUACAGAGCUGACCAACGACGAGCUCGAGAAUGCAGAGAGGAUGAUCGCAUCGAGUCUGGCGGACAUGGAGGGGAAGUAUAACAAGACGAUUGAAAAGACAGCACUCUUGGAAGAGGAGCUGAUUGAAAAGACGAGGUUAGAGGAAGAGAAUCAGCGAUUGAAGGAUGAAUUAAGGGAAAUGACGGAAGAGAUGACUGUACUGAGGGAUGUUGUGACGAGAAGUAGGGCUGUUUCGAGGGCAGAGACACAGGCUAGUUCGACCUACGAUGACCAGCCAGUCUCGAGAUCGGAUCAGAGCUUCGAUAGUUCGCCCAAGAAGCCGAGUGCGGUUGAACGUCCGUCGUCAAGACAAGCGCUCAGCUCACCGAGCCUCAACAGAGUUCCAAUCUCAAGAAGGCUAGGUGCAAUGGGUCACAACAGACGAUUGAGCAGAGACGUCCGUGCCGCCGAGGGAUUCCACCUCGCUGCUGUGCAGGACGACAGCUCAGCCCAUCCGUCCACCUCUUCACGUACAUCGACCCUCGCCCGCGGCACACCCUCCCACAACAGCACGUCCCACACCAAUGGUCUCACAUCUUCACCCUCCGCACGAGCACAGCUACGAGCAUCAGUUCGCGCAGCAGCACGCAUCCACGGCCAUACUGGUGUUCCCUCCACACCCCGCUCUGCAAUUCCUUCGAACGGUGCAAAUGCAGCAGGCUCAAAACGUAUGAUGGCAGAAAUGAUCUCCAAGAUGAAGGCGCUCGAAACACGCAUCAACUCUGCCAAGGACUUGUCUCGCGUCGUUGGGCCGAACGAUGAAAGUGCGAUCCCUCGACCUAGCUCUCGUAUGGCUGGAACAGUGUUUGGUUCCCCGACUGCAUCUUCUUCCGCUGCUGGGAUUGCACAGAACUCGAUCCACAUGCCCACCUCUAUACCCCGAGCGCCACGCGCGAGCAUGGACGGGAACCGAACUAUCGGCUCUUCCAUUCCAGUUGCUUCGAGAGUACGACGAUCCAGCUCGAGGAUGUUGGAACGAGGGACACCUCCCAUGCCUAGUCUUGGCUUGCCCCGUUCACAAACACCAAGUGGCUUACACGCGAGAGGAGGCUCCAGAGGCGGACCCUCUCCCCUUCCUCUAGAGUUCAUGGACCACGACCCAGCCAGCACUCUACCUCACGUAGCACGGUACGCAGCAGCACAAGCAGCACUUGCCAACACAUCCGUCAGCUCAGCCAGACGGCGAACCUCUAUGUCAGGCGCUAGCAUGUCUCAUUCGGCAUCUUACGGCUCACUAGCGAAAGUUCGAUCUGGCACUUCAAGCGCACUUCCAAGAGCAACGACUCCUUCCUCCAUAGCAGCACCCAGGGUCACCCAAAGCACCAUGUCGCACUAUGGAGACAGUUCAGGGGUCGCAAGAACUCCGCUUUCGACUAGACUAGCGUCUUCGCACAGGAAUGGGAGUAGCGCGAGGGGAAGUGUGAAUGGUCCGCCGAGUUCGUGGAAGUCGAGUACGGCAAGGGAGAUGGUCGGUUCCGCGUUAACUAGGAGUAGGAGUGGCAGUUUGGGGUCUCAAAAUAAUGAUUUGACAUAG
This is a messenger RNA of Ustilago hordei, 1926 nucleotides long. RefSeq lists its product as uncharacterized. The transcript has a single exon. Bases 1 to 1926 code for a protein of 641 amino acids. Gene Ontology annotation, molecular function: microtubule binding. The record is from RefSeq and is a predicted model, not a curated record. Lineage: Eukaryota; Fungi; Basidiomycota; Ustilaginomycetes; Ustilaginales; Ustilaginaceae. Gene Ontology annotation, biological process: mitotic centrosome separation; centrosome localization; cell migration. Gene Ontology annotation, cellular component: kinesin complex; kinetochore; centrosome.